CUCUUGUGUAUUGUUUUGCUUUUCAACAGCGUCGCAUGCCCGCCUCUCACAGGUGACGAGCGCUGCAUCCAUCCUGGAAUUUUAAAACUUCCCGAAUGGCUGUAGUCCCGUGAACUUCCCUCAACAUUUUUCGUUUCUCUCAUGUGCGUUUGACGUGCAAACGUCGAUGCUGUUUUUUACUUUGUAGUCUUGAGGUUGCUUUCUCAACACGCAAGUUUACAGUCAACAGCUCUCGAGUUCCUCUACGUAAAUGUUACAAGGUUGUGUUAAAGAUUCUGAAUAAGUUCAGUGCAUCGUCGCAUCGGCUGUACCUUGAAACAGGUAUAUCCUUUCGACGUUACUGUGCCUCCGAUUUGUUGUGACCUCUCUUUCCUCGCCGUGGGCAUCUUGUGCCCACCCGAUUCGCUGAGAUUGUAUUGCUUCCCUCGAGAAUGUUCUCGGGAAGUGGAGGCAGAUGUGUGGACGAGAGCGCCUCGCUGGACGCUCUUUUCUCUGCUGCUCGUCGGCUGCCGCCUUUGACAGUGGAGGAAUGCGCCUUCGACCCAGAAUCCAAAAACUGGGUGCCGCAUGCAGCGGUUCGCAGACUGAAAAAAAAGGAAGCUCAGCAGCUUCGCCAUGUCCGCCUCCUUGUCCAAAAUGCCCCCACGGGUCAGAGCAAGUGUCGCUGUUGCGGCGGAAAGAUCGAGAAGGGCGAGGCACGUCUCGGCUACCCGACGGCAGAUCCGAGAGGCCCUUUUGGGCUUCUCACCUGCUGGCUUCAUCCGCUGUUCAAAUGUUCCAGCGUCAUCCUCGAAGAAGUCCUUCAGACUCAGUUAGAGGAUGGAGACCGAGCUGAGCUGGCCCAGAUCCUCCAGAAAGCCAGGGAACAACCAGCGAAUGGAGAAGCCCUCAAAGUGGAGAAGGACGAGAAAGACGAGAGCAGUUCAACGCUCCACGUGAAGUCAGAAAACGAAACAAGUGCUGCGUCGACUGCGGAGUCUUCGCCCUCGUUGUCUUUCCCUGCAUGCGCCGUAGUGGCCCCCGUGCACAGCGCGCAUGCAGUCUUGGGGGAGCACCUGGAACUCGCAGCUCUGAUCCACGGCCUUGAGAACCUCGACACGUCUGCUCUCACCCAGCUGAAGGCCACUGUCGGCGCCGUGCUCCACAGUUUGGUUGCGCCUGCAGAGGCAGCGGCCUGGCUGGCGGCCGCGAAGGAGAAAAGAAGAGCAGAAGGAGACGACGAAUUCCCAGAAGGUGGAGACAUUGCAGAUGUCAUGCGAAACCUAGUGAAACGUCAGAUUGAGGGCCGACGCCCCGCGCCUCCCGACCUCCUCCUUCCUCUCUUGCCCUUUCAGGAAGAAGGACUCUGGUGGCUCUGUAGACAGGAACAGUCUGAGGUCCGAGGCGGCAUUUUAGCCGACGAAAUGGGUAUGGGUAAGACGAUUCAGAUCAUUUCCUUGAUUCUCGCAAGGCCGUUUCCGCCUCUGCCGCGCGCUCUGCGCCCCGAGGACUCAUCUCGGGAGCGGAGCUCGCUGCCGCGCGUCGGCCAGACGCUGGUGGUCACGCCGUUGGCUGCCCUAUUGCAGUGGAAAGGCGAACUGGAGAAGUUCGUCAGACCCGGCCGGCUCUCCGUCCUCGUGUACCACGGGCCCUUUCGCCAGGCACUGAAGUCGGAACUCGAGAAGCAUGAUGUUGUCUUGACCACGUACUCGACUCUCGAACAGGACUUCAGAAGAGAAACCAACAAGCACAAGGUGCUCUGUAAGUACUGCGGCCGCCUGUUUCUCCCCGACAAGCUCGCGAUUCACCAGCGUUACUUUUGUGGACCGGAAGCAGUGCGGACGGCGAAGCAGCGUUUGACGACGCGAAAGCGGGGGACAGAAAAGGCUAUGAAGACGCUUCAAAUUACUACUGCCAACGCUCCCAUCGUCGUGGAAGAGGAGAGCGACGACGAGGCGGUCAGCCAAGAGCAGACGCGGAAGCGGAAGCUGAGUGGGCGACAGGCCGAGAACUCGACUGAAAAUGCCGCUGAAGGGAAAACGGGGAGCGUAGAUUCUUCUUCUUCCUCUGUUGCUUCGUCAUCGGCCUCUUUCUUGCCCACGCCUUCAAACGUGAUGAAGGAGUUGAUGGCUGAGGCGAAUCGCGACCUCCGAGACAUGAGGCCUUCCUGGGUGUUUCCGAAGCCUCUUCGCUUCGCGCGCCGCACCCCAUUUUCUCCCUUCUGUGCUCACGAGAAGACCGGCGAUGCUGAUGAGAAGCCGAAGUCGACAGAGACGCGAGAGCGGACCCGGACCGAUGGGGAAGUCGAUCUGGGCGGCGAUUUGUCUGAAGAUGAGGUCGAGAUCAGGCGCGCCGUCCGUACCCUGCUCGAUAUGGGAUAUGACCGGGACCGCGCUCUUGCCGCGGCCUUGUCUUGUCAGGGGAGCAUCGAAGACGCCGUCCAGCUUUUGGCGGAAGACAGAGUAGAGAGCGAGAGCAGUGAACCAGACUGCGACGAAGCGAAUAAGACGGCCGAGCGCGAAAGAGCUCGCAGACUCCGGCAGGAUCUGAAAGUCAGCAGAACCGACUUGCCGCGACAGAAACUUCCAGUGCUGCAGGUGCUCCUCAGACGCUGCGGCCUCCCCACCAGCGGCACCAAGCAGCAGUUGGUCACCCGCUUAACUCGCUUUCUCUUUCAAGACGGCGAGAAAGAAGAAGAGGAGGCUAGCGCUGGUGGGCCGAAUGCAAGGGCGCGGAGGGGAAGAGCAAAGAAGGAAGGCAAGAAGGGGGAGAAAAGCAGGACGCGAAGAAGCGAACUAGAAGCGAAAAAGGCAGGAGACUCGGAGAGCGAGGGCAGCGCACGCAGCGCGCGACCCAGGCGGUCAAGCCGGCUCCGAGAAGUGGCCGAAGCUGCCGAGAAGGUGCAGCCGACGGUGAACGGGAGCUCUGCAGGCUCGGAUGUGACCUCACGCAACACCGUCGUGAAGAGGGAACUGACGGGUGGAAGGCGGAGCGCGCCAAGGAAGGAGAAAUGCGACGCGAAAGGUGUUUCUCGUGGGUCAAAGAGCGCGUCGAAGACUCCCAGUCGAGCCUUUGUGGCGACGAAGUCCGGGAAGAAAGGAAAGCAGUGCAGCUCGUCCAAGGCGGCGAGGAGGAAGGCAGACCACGACGAGUGGACUGAGUCAUCUCCUUCUUCAUCUGACGAAGACUACGAAGAGGAAACCGAGUCCUCGAUCCUCAGCUCCGAAGAAGCAGAGGAGGCUUCUGAGGCCUCAGAAGCCUCCGAAUCCGAGAUGUCGGACGCGGCCGGCGCUCCACCCCAAAGGCAGCGCCGGAGGACCGGCGCGGCGCCGGCUCCUCUGCCUGGCGCUGUGCAUCCGUCGUCAGCCACCGAGGAAAUCAAGCUGGCCGGAGGUCUUGUGGACGAAGAGGAGGACGAGAACGACGCGGCGGUGAAGCAGCUUGUGCGCAAGUCCGUUCUCCACAACGUCAUCUGGCAGCGCCUUGUCCUGGAUGAGGCCCACCGAAUCAAAUCGCGGAACAGCAGCACGGCCCAGGCCGUGUUGGCCCUCCGCACGGCGACCAUGGUCUGCAGCCGGGGGGGCGGAGGCCGAGAAGAGAAUGCGGAAGGAGACGCGACUCCCGAGAGCAGGGCAGGAGCCCCGGAGCAAGAGGCAGACGGAGACGUUCGGGCAAAGAGGAGAAAAACGGAGAGGGACUGUGCGAAGGAGGCGGAGGGAGAGGCGAAGCCCCACCUGGGUCCAGCGAAGGAAGGCGAGAAGGAGACGUCAGACGCGAGUCCGUCUGAGGCGUCUACGAAUCUGGCACUUUGUGACGCACGAAACAAAAGCGGAAAAGCGCAUGCGAGCGAAGAACUCGCUUGGGAACUGAAAGUCGGCGGCAGCCGAUGGUGUCUCACGGGCACGCCUCUCCAGAACCGAAUUGGCGAGCUCUUCAGUCUUGUCAAGUUCCUCAGAGUCUACCCCUACGCCUACUACUUCUGCAAGAGGCCUGGGUGCACCUGCAGGUCGCUCCACUUCCGCUUCCACGAGGGCAAACACUGCGUGAAAUGUGGCCACACGCGCAUGAGCCACUUUUCUCUCUUCAACCAGAAAGUCAUAAACCCCAUCAAGCGUUGCGGGUACGAGAAUGACGGUGUCGUGGCGCUGAAGAUCCUCAAGAGAGACGUUCUGGAUACAAUUAUGCUGCGGCGGACGAAGGUGGAACGCGCUGCGGAUGUAAAGCUCCCGCCCUUGAUUGUCCGCAUUCGUCGCGACGCACUGUCGCCUGAGGAACGUGAUUUUUACGAGUCCCUUUUCAAGCAAACUGCCAUUCAAUUUGAUGCGUAUGUGGAAGCCGGAACCGUCCUCCACAACUUCGCGCACAUCUUUGACUUGCUGAGUCGCCUCCGUCAAGCGGUGGACCAUCCGUAUCUGCUUGUUCACGGCUCGCUCCAGCCUCUUGACGGGGCUUCCCUUCUUCCGACGGCGUCGCGAAAAGAGCAGCCGACCGGCGUCUGUGCCUUGUGUCAAGACGACGCGUUGCACACGGAGCAUCUCACGGAAGCGAGCUGCGGCCACGUGUUUCAUCGCGGAUGCUUGUGGGAAUAUGUUCAGUCGGUGCCGGUGGGUCCCGGUGCCGAAGGCACGUCAGAGGCGCUCGCAGAGAAGAAAGAAGUUUUGGGGUGUCCGGCCUGCUACACACCCCUGACAGUCGACCUGUCUUCCCUGGAGAGGCAAGUGAACAACGCAGGAGAAGACGACGGCGAGUGUGAGAGGCGAGGGCGAAAGGGAGGACGCGGCAAAAACGGUGGCAACGAAGACGAGCAAGAAGACGAGAAGGACGAGGCUGAGUUGGAUGAGGUCCUGGAGAAGGACGAGAGGCGCCGGGAAAAUCAGAGCGGGGGGCGCGACUGUGAAGGGGAAAAUUCGUUGUCGCGUCAGAAUGGAGAGUCGCAGUCCAUUUCCGAUCUUUCGCGACUCCUUCAGCAGGCGGGAAAACGAGGCCCUGAUGGCAUCAUGCAGAAAAUCAAAGCAAGCGAGUUCCGGAGCAGCACUAAGAUCGAGGCAUUGUAUCAGGAACUUCUUGAAAUCGAGAGGGAGGAUACCACUGUGAAAAGUCUCGUCUUCUCUCAGUUUUGUUCCAUGUUGGAUCUCAUCGAAUGGCGUCUCAAAAAAGGCGGCAUUCACUGCGCGAAGAUGGUGGGGUCGAUGUCGAUUGUUUCACGGUCGAACGUGCUCUAUGCGUUCAACAACGAUCCGUCAUUGAAAGUUCUUCUGAUUUCUCUCAAAGCCGGAGGAGAGGGUCUCAACCUGCAAAUAGCGAGUCGAAUUUUUUUGAUGGAUCCCUGGUGGAAUCCUGCAGCCGAGAUGCAGGCGAUUCAAAGGGCCCACCGUAUAGGGCAGCGCCACAAAGAGGUCAUUGCCAUUCGCUUCAUUGCGGAAAAAACGAUCGAAGAGAGAAUUCUGCAACUUCAGGAAAAGAAGCAAUUGGUCUUUGACGGCACCGUCGGCGCCUGCGACCACGCAAUGACCAAACUGACUCAGGACGACCUCCGGUUCCUGUUUCAAAAUUGAAGCACGCAUUUUGAGUCCCAUCUGCGUUACAGAGACGUGAGGAUUGCGUGCCUGCGCAGGUGCCUUCUACGAAGGGAAGCUGUAUCUCAUUAGUGGUUUUUAGAAAGACUACUUUGCGCCGCGUAGUAGUGUACCAAACCACUGAUGUGGCUGAUACUUUUGAUGAUGGGUUAGCGAGGCAGGUCGGUGGUGCGGCAUGAAACUGUAUUUCAUGGCCGUCGUCUGCAGUGUUUCGUAUCUGCGUUAAACUUGUCACAUCGUAUACGAGUACGAAUCAUCCGCCUGGUGCUGACACCGGCAUCUUGACCUGUCACAACCCUAACUGACAGGUGUCAAGGAAUUCUGCCAUGUGUUGGCUUCUUGAACUGUACAUUUCUGAAAUGGGGCGUGCGUAUGUCUUCACACUUCCGUGCGAAUUGCCGAGUGUGGAAUCGAGCUUCGUUAGACAUUCGUUGGUGUUGUGUCUGGUGACAGUUUCUUUGUAAUGUUGGGAACGUCCUGCGGUUCUCGAUUCUUUUUAUCGCCCUUCUACGGACAAACGCUUGUGCGUCGAUAGUUGCCGUUAUGGUACCCUGCGUUCCCCGUCUUCAGAAGCAGGAGUUUUAUGCACAUUGCGCAGCUGCAGCUUUGAUAUCCGUCGAAUUCCCCGGCACUUCCCCGUGUGCCUCCUUUCUCGGAGGGUUUCUGCUUUGAGCGACGAAACCAACUUAGGCUUCAUCAGCGAGUCUCUUGUUUGUGACCUUUUCUUGUCAGUGGCUCGACUCGGCAUCCUACACCUGGUGCACAGCUUGUGCCGGAACAUCGACGCACCUCGUCCUAGAAGAAAAUCGUGCUGCUUGCACUCGCCACCAAGUGCUAUCUGCCAUUCUCAGCAAUGAAGCACAACGUAACUUUAUGUGGCCAGCACUCUUUAUUCGGAGGGAACACCAUUGCAGACGCUGCUAAUGGAUAUGUAUCAAUAUGGUGGCAGAAGGGCGAACUACAUUACUGAAAAAAUCUCCACUUCUGCGUCCCUAGAGCAGGUCGUUGUGUUUGCUAUUUUUUGC
Messenger RNA from Toxoplasma gondii ME49, 6580 nucleotides. RefSeq names its product SWI2/SNF2-containing protein RAD16 (gene RAD16). The coding region runs from base 432 to 5534 and encodes 1700 amino acids. Lineage: Eukaryota; Apicomplexa; Conoidasida; Eucoccidiorida; Sarcocystidae. The transcript is spliced from 11 exons. Gene Ontology annotation, molecular function: ATP-dependent chromatin remodeler activity; DNA binding; zinc ion binding. The record is from RefSeq and is a predicted model, not a curated record.